Molecule: messenger RNA, 1131 nt
Organism: Effrenium voratum
Lineage: Eukaryota; Dinophyceae; Suessiales; Symbiodiniaceae
Source: the annotation of a GenBank genome assembly
AUGCGGCAGAUGCGGGACGUCACCUAUGACUUCAAGAAGUUGUACACGCUCUUGCAGCAGCUCAUAUCGGCGCCAGACCCGCAGCAGCUGGCCUCGGACCUCAUUCAGAAUAUCACAGAGGCGGCGAAUCCUUUGGAGGUCUCCAUGAAAGUGGCGACCAGCUCCUUCAUCUACGGCGCAACCUGCGAACAAGAGGUGCUCACGCCCAGUGAGUGGGUGACUACAGUGACCCUGGCGGAGAAGCAGAACUAUUUGAUGGCGCAAGCCAGCCAGCUCUUCAUGCAGAUCAGCUUGGGUUAUGAGGUCGCCAGCAGCCAGGUGGAGUUGACCGUGCUUGUGGAGGGCGUGGGCACGGGUUUGCGGAAUGUGGUGGAGGGUAACCAGGAGCAAGGCCAGGCUACGCCGCCCACCCAGGAGAUCUUGGCGGAGCUGCUGCUGGCGCACACGGCCUGGGAGAACUUGGCGCUGGAGCUGGGCCGCGCCGUGCGCUCCGCCGAGGUCUCCGCCGCCGUGGUGGCGGAGGUGGCGCGCCUCAGCAACACGGCGAUGACAAAGAUGGACAAGGCCAUGCAUCUCUUUGUGUUGGCGGGCCAAGCAGCAGGCACCACCGCCCCGGUCUACGUCAUCGACAUCACAACCCGGCAACGCAGCCUGGUGCGGCAGCUCGCGUACAGCGCCAUGCUGCAGAAGCACGGGACCUCGGCGGAGAGUGACUUGGACCGCUUGAACAAGGCUCGCGAGUCCUUCAUGAAAGCGCACUGGGAGCUGCUGGAUGGAGCCCCCGAAACCAGCGAACACCCAGCGCUCAACGACACCACCAACGUCUGCAUCAUCCGACAAAUGCGGGAAGUGCUCACGUAUUUCGAGCUGGUGGACAUCGCGGCCUUGGAAGAGAACAUGGCGGACUUGGUACGCUUGGUGCCCCUGACCACCAAGUCCAUGGAGGUGGCGGUCGGGCAAUAUGAACAUGUCGAGGCUGUCUCCUGCGAGAGCGCCCAGCUCUCCCCUGAGGAGUGGCAGGGCCUGUUGCUGGAGCUCGGCCGCCUACGCCGCCUCAGUCAGCAAGUUUGUAUCGACUUCUUUCUCAACUCCACCAGCGCCGAAACGCUACAGGAUGCCAGGGGCUUGUAG